Messenger RNA from Salpingoeca rosetta, 1754 nucleotides. RefSeq lists its product as uncharacterized. NCBI's taxonomy places the organism in Eukaryota, Choanoflagellata, Craspedida, Salpingoecidae. The record is from RefSeq and is a predicted model, not a curated record. The coding region runs from base 24 to 1691 and encodes 555 amino acids. The transcript has 11 exons. Gene Ontology annotation, molecular function: 2-oxoglutarate-dependent dioxygenase activity; protein binding.
CACCAACAAACGAAACAACAAGGAUGACGAUGAUGGUGGUGUUGUGGGUAACGGUUGCGAUCACGUUAGCCGCUGCGGGUGCUGGUGCUGGUGCAGGUGGUGUGGCGGGCAGCUCAUUUGCUGCUGGGAAGCAGCACCACCAGCAGUGGGCGAUGAUGGGCAUGCCUAAUGUGCCGCCCUCCUUUGUGGAGACGCGCAAGGCCUUGUUUGACUUCUGUGACGUCGAUCAUGAUGGCGUGCUCGUGGAGGACAGGGCAGGCCCACGCGAGAUCACCCGCAUGUUUGGGCUGCUGUGGGAGUUCCGGGACUCGUACCGCACUGCACGCUCGUUCCUGUCCCACCGCGAUGCUGACAACAAGCAACUCGACUUUGAGGCAUUCCUGAAGGAGUCCAUCACGACGCUCAACACUGUCGUCGAAAAGUUUGAGGAGAUGGUUGAGAAGACGGACGAUCCAACUGCAUGGUUCUAUCUUGGCAUGGGCAAGAACAGCCUGCACCAGUUCCAAGCCGCCAAGAAGGAUCUCCUCCACUUCCUCUCGCUGCAGCCACAGGCAAUGCCUCAAGUGCGGAAUCUCGCUGAAAGCCUGGAGCGCGACGCUCGGCCCAUCGAGGCCAUCAACAUGUUUGAGAGCAUCUUCGAUGCUGGAUACGCACGUCUUGCUCUGAAUCAACCGGAACCGCAAGAGUGGGCGCGCCUAUGCCGCCAAUGGCGCGAAGAGCACGCGAACACCACCCUACAGCAGGCGUGCAAAGUCCCGAGCUUGAAACAUGUUGCAUCCAAGUGGAUGGCGGAUCUGAAGGCAGCGCCGGAGGGAUGCGAACGCAUCGACGCCAGCACCCUCGAUCAGGCUGCUUUCAAAGAGCUGCUUGAGAAGGACGUGCCUGUGAUUCUCGUUGGGGCGCAGGAGGACUGGGCGCCAGCAGAGGACUGGACACCAGAGAACCUCAACACGACGCUUCACGGCUACCCCGUCGAUGUGCACCUGACCAAGGAUGGCUCGUUCUACACCACCGUGGAGCGCGAUGGAACCACGUGGGCUGUGCGCCCUGCCAGCACCUCCAUGUCCUUUGCGGACUUUCUCACCGUGAGCAUGAUGGAGGACACGAACGCGACAGCAUAUCUUGAGUACACAUCUGUUCACUCCACUCUGCCACCGCUCGUUGAUUUCAUCUCGCGACCAGAGUUCACCAAGGCUAUUCCACUCAGACACAUCAACUUCUGGGCAGGACCGGGCGCCACUAUCUCGUGUGUGCACUCGGACGCGCACGAGAACAUUCUGUUUCAGGUCGUCGGCGAAAAGGAGUUUGUGCUCUUCCCGCCAACAGACCACAAAUACCUGUAUUAUGACGAGAAGCCGGGCCUCUACCUCACGUAUCAGCACCCGGGCCAGUUCCAAUACAACGACGCAGCCGGCGAUCGCAGGUCCAACAUUGGCGGUGUCCAUCUGCAUGACGUGGAUGUGUCUGAGUUUCCGCUCAUCGCUGAGACCUCGCCCCGGCGCUGCCGCGUCAGGCAGGGCGAAGCCCUCUACGUCCCCUACACGUGGCACCACCAAGUGGAGUCCAUUCCCUCCAGCGACUGCGACCACUACCCGCUCCUCAACAUCGCCGUCAACCUGUGGUUUGCGCCACACGCCGAGGGCGGCAAGCAGGACAGGCAAUCGUUUAAUGGCGCCAAGGAGGAGGCGUGAGUACAUAAUACAGGCAUGCAAACGCAAGCAAGGCGUGCGCAAACUCAAACAAGUGAACGGGUG